UCUGUUGUAGCAUGAAGUUGUUCCUUUCUUACUUUCUGACAAAAAACUUAACAAUGAAUUGAUUUAUAUUAACUGACUUAUUCAUCUAUGUGUGAAGUAAUGUGUCGUCGCAGGCCAAGUAGUGUGUUACCCAGCAGCAGAGAGCUCAUUAUAAUAUCCUAAAGAGGAGUUCUCUCCACCACCUUGCGAGCACCAGUCAGGGAUCUCCGCCCCAGUCAUCUUGGGCUACAGCUCGGAGGCCGGAUGCGCCGCCAUGCCGACUCUAGCAGCGAAUGGAAUAAUUUAUUCACCAACCUGCCUGACACUGGCUGACUAGGAGUUGACUGAAGAAGUCGACAAGGCAGUUUGAGUAGCAGAGGAGCCUUUACGGUGCACACAGCAGCGCGGAAUAUCGGCGCCGUGAAUAGUUGCGUGUUGGCGCUGCUAACCGUCGCCGUAUCGCUAUAGGAACACUUGUGAGCUGCUAGCUGAGCUAACGUUAGCUCGAGUCGGCAGAGUGCGGGGUAGUGACAGUCCGGCCGGAGGCGGGGAGAGCUGCGAGACCCAGACACACUUCCAUGUCUUCAUCAGCUCUGGAAACCUAAAGAAAUGUCUAUUGAAGAGGAAUCCGCAAAAACUGGCAGCCCACGGGCCAGCUCAACAUCAUCUCUGCAGCUCUCAGAUUGUACUGGAGGUUACGGCAGUCUGUCCGUGAUGAUGGAGGGAACUGCAGCUACCCCUGACUUUGCAGCUGCUUGUCCUGUCCCGGGCACUGCAGCCUCACCAAAACACACCAGCACAACUGACGCACUAACCCUCCCUGACAGUGCUGGACCGAGAGCCAGAGGGCACGAGAAUAGCAUCAGUCGAAGGAACAGCUUUCAUCAUGCCAAACAGCAGCAAACAAAAUUAACAAAGCGGCGCAACACGGCAAACUCUAGUUUUAAGCAUCCGACAUCUGGCAAGAGGAGACGAAGGGCCAACUCUGAGAGUGACUCCGUCCUGCCUACCAACUUUCUCUUGGGUGGCAACAUUUUUGACCCACUGAAUCUUAACAGUCUGCUGGAUGAGGAUGUCAACAGAGCCCUGAAUGCAGAGACACCCAAAUCUUCCCCGCUGCCAGCGAAGAGUCGAGACCCUGUGGAGAUACUUAUCCCCAGAGACAUUACAGAUCCUCUGAACCUGAACAGCGGGAUAGCAGAUAGCAGCUUUUUGGUGUCCCCCUACAAGAGUGGUGGAAGGAAAAGACACCGCAACAGACACCAUGGAGGAGGAGGAGGUGGUGGUAGUGGGAUUUCAACACAGAUCAGCCUCUCAGAUUCAGGAAAAAGUGAGGCAAAAACUGGCACCUCCACACUGCCUUCAGGCAUGUUAGCCACAUGUUCUGCACUAGAUGUCUCCAAAGAGUCCAACAGUUUCUCCAGUGCCACAGAGGAUUCCCAUGAGCACACAGCUGACAACUCAGCCAGCUGCAAGGACGAGAUGACAUCUGUAUCGAUGGAGGAUUCCACGUCUUCCCUGUCAGGGGGACCAAACCAGCACACAAGCAGACGCAAGCGAAGGCGCAACUCAGGCAAAAUUGAGCCUCCUGUGACCCAUUCCACUCCCGUUGCAAAAUCAGGACCUGGAGACAGGAGUUGUGGUACGGGGGGCACAAAAAAUUCAUUUCACACACCAAGAAGUGGUCCCAAAUCAAGCAUGGGAUUUCGCCAGCACCAGCAGCCGUACAACCAGGCAAAGGUACCACAGAAGAAGUUCCAGUAUGGGAACUACAACAAGUAUUAUGGCUACCGCAACCCGGGCUGCAGUGAAGACCCACGUAUACGCGUGCUUCGUCCAGAGUGGUUUGAAGGUAAAGAUGUAUUGGACUUGGGAUGCAACUCGGGCCACCUUACACUCUAUAUUGCCAAAAUGCUAAGGCCUGCCCGCAUACUGGGCCUAGAUAUUGACAGUGGUCUGGUGAAUGCAGCUCGUAAGAACAUCAGACAUUAUCUGUCUGAGCUGCAGACCCAAGAGGCCAGGCGUGCGAUGCAGGGGAAAAAGACAACUAAACAGGAGGAGAGGAAUGGAAAUGAGAGUCACACAGGCACAGAAAAGAAGCACAAUGAAGCCGAGAGCAGGGAUGAAAAUGGAAAACCAGUGAAAGGAGAAAGUGGCCCUGCAGAGGCUGUAAAUGACAAUGACUCCUGUCACGUAGAUGAGACAGGGACCCAGAGGCAGGACACCAAAACAAAGAAAAUGGUGAAAGAAGAUUGUGAUUCACCCCCUGCUGAUCACUCUGUGAGCUGCUCUUUUCCUGUGUCCCUACGGAUCUCCAGGGGGCCCAUCGCUGCACCACCACUAACAGAAACAUCCAGCACACAGCCUGGGGUGUUCCCCUCAAAUGUGUCUUUCAUCAAGGCCAAUUACGUUCUGGAGAGCGAUAAUCUUCUUGUGACUCAGCGGCCCGAGUACGAUGUGAUCCUGUGCCUGAGCGUUACCAAAUGGGUUCACCUGAACUGGGGGGACAGUGGCCUCAAGCGUCUUUUCAAGAGAGUCUACAGACACCUCCGUCCUGGAGGCAUGUUCAUCUUGGAGCCGCAGCCCUGGGAGUCCUACGUGAGGAGAAAGAAGCUGACUGAUAAUAUUAGCAGGAAUUAUCACAGCAUCUGCCUCAAACCUGACCAGUUCUCAUCAUUUCUCACGACUGAGGUGGGCUUCACCAGUUUUGAGUCCCUCGGGGCCCCCAAGUGUUCAGUAAGAGGUUUUCAGAGGCCAAUCUAUGUAUUUCACAAAUGACCGCCCCUGCCUUGAACAUCAUUGAAUGUGAGUAGCCUAAGCCACCACCAUACAUUCAAGCCAGCCAGCUGCACUGGACUGCAAGGAAUCGACCGAAUCCUUAACAGUUACUCCAGCUUUUGAUGCUGAAGAGGAAAAUGAGAGAGCAAAAUGGGACCAAAAGUGGAAUUAAUUUUGUAAAAGAUGAGCUCUGUUGAGAAGAGGUACCUAUCAGAAUCCUCAGUGACUGCAAAUUCUUAACAAGGUAUGGAGUGAACUCAGAUACAGCUCCGCAAUGUUUAACCUGGAGCCAGAAAUCCUAGUUUGGCCGGACUGUGGGAGCGGUACUCAUCUCAUCCUUUCUUUGGACUAUCCUAUUGCUAAUGAUGCCAGUUUGAUGCACGGCCAUUACUUGUGUUUGAAGAUCUUUGGCCAUAUAUCUUUACUUUCAUGACGUAGUUCUGUGCCACCACAUCACCACACGUUAUACAUGUUAGGGUUGGGCGAUAGGGCAGACUUAUCCAGCUGGUUGCCAUUAGAAUAGAAUAGAAACACUUUAUUCAUCCCUGAAGGGAAAUUCAGUUUACUAGUUUCAAUUAUUAGUUUAACAGGAAACAGAUGUUCUAAGUGUCAACUGCAAAGCUACAUUAUACCACUGGAUUACAAAGCCAUGAAACCCAUAUUAAAAACAAACCUUUUUAAAAGCCACACUGAAGUCCAGGUAAUGUUUUAUGCUGUGCAGGCUUUUGGUCAAUUAAGCCCCAUACUGGCAGUUUCAUCGCAAGUCCUGAUGGCAUAGAAAUGCACCUUAAUGCUUAAAAUAUCUGCAUAAUGCUUGAAGCCUUUAAUGCUGUUGCAGCAGGCAUAUAAACACACGCAUUUUGUUGAAUUUGAAACAGCCGAACAAAGUCAAUCAGUCACGGAGUCAUUGUAACACUAAUAGCUGAUGCAUUUGUCCCAUUUUCCAACCCUAAUGUGUGUCUUGUUUUUGUUUAUUAUUUUGCAAAAUAUCCCUGUGAGCUGAAUUAACUUCAAUCUGUUACAAAGCUGUCAAAUGUCUAACAAUUCAUUUUGAAGUGGACAUUAUGAGAAGCUCCUAAAUGACACAAAGACCUUAAGAAGUGACAACUGGCUUGUCUAAGUGUCAAAGACGGUGAUGCACAAUGAAAAAAUCGCUCUGAACAGCCACAGCGACAAACAUUGACUUAAAUAGUGAAUGUUUAGUUCACAGUGAAAAUGUUUUUGAAGGUGUUGUCCGUUUUGUUUCUGCCAGUCUGCACCUUAAAGUCUGUCCUCAUGAAGGACAAUGCAGUCGUCAAACAAUAGUUUUAUUACACUUGUUGUCAUUUCGGCACAGAGACCGUAUUUAGUGCUUACAUGGUACCUCAUACCCAAAAAAUCCCAACAUAUCUACAUUUUCAGAUGAAGAGUUUGGGAUAUUCAGAGUGUGAAGCGUCUACAAAGCCACAUGUGGACCAAUUAGGAAGCAACAAGUCACUUCAAAGGUUCUUGAAGAUUUUUUUUAGUGCUCCAUCUUAAUGUUUGGAAGCACAUUAUAGCUGCGGCGGCGUCCACUCAGCUCAGCUCCAGAUAAUUCAGCACAGCGACCACAAGGACUAUUUUGCAAAGUUGAUCUGUAGCAUGCAGUGAUCUGUUUUUUUACAGUUAAGCCAUAGCCCUACCUUAUGUGUUGUUUCUGAUGUCCUUCAUGAGAUGCCGACUGGAAAUAUAACGGAGUGUCAAAUUUGAGGCAGAGACCUGUUGUUAGAGUUCAUGCAGCGUCUUCAGAGCUGUAUGAAUUGAACACCUGCACGACUGGUCUGGACAGGCUCAGAUUGAAACAGCAUCACUUGCAGCGUUUUUCAAGUUACUCUUUAAAAGCUAAUGAAAAACAUACAUUUGUAGAAGAUUGAUGGGUUUUUUUUCAAACAAAUUUGAAUAUGAAAAUGCUGUUUGUAUUGAAGCGCUGCCAGAAUAUUUCAUGGGUCUCUGUUUGACAAAUUAUUGCCAUGACUGUCUCAGUCUUUGACCCAUUGAGGACAGUUAUGAGUUACAGGUAGUCAGUCUGUGAUUAUAUCUUGACUGUUUUGCACUGAGUACCACUCAUCUACGUUUCAUUCUAAGUGGCUUGGACAAAAGAAAGUCUUUUUUUGACUGGUUCAAUUUUAGCAUUUGGCAUACUAGGGCAAGCGAAGAUGGAUGAUAUAUGUUCUAUUUUAGUAAGUGAUCAAUGUAAAUAAGUUUGCAAAUUUUGUGUUAUGGUUGACAAUUUUAAGUUUGUCACUGCUUUUGUCAUUUUCCAGUGGGGUUUUAUUUGUUUGUUUUCAAAUGUUUGCUGCCAAUUUACCAGGUAGUCACAGGUCUUUUUGUCCUGAAACAGAUCUGUAAUCCAGCUUUGUGACGACACACGAGUAUGUACAUUGCAAAGUUCUGAUGUUUUUGCUUUGUUCUGUCCUGGCAGGCACAUGGAUUGUUAGUUUAGUGCUUUAUUUUACUUUCUUUUUUUUUUUUUUUUUUUUAUAAAUCGUUUGAAAGGAGUGUUGGUGUCGAUGCACUCUCAUUUCACUUCAUUUGACACGUUGUAGACUUUUUAAAAUGAUUUAGAACAGGAACAAUUUAGUUUUUUUUUUCCAUCAAAUUUUUUCUAACAACUUGUAAAACAGUGAUUAAGCUAUAAAAUGAAGCUACAGGUUAUAUUUUGAAUUUAAAGUAAAUUGGCCUCAAGUUCAGACACGGCACCAAAUCGUACCUUUCACCUAAGCUAAGACAAUCGGAUUCUCAGGCUUAGAUCAGCCCGCUGCUGUAAUUUUAAGGGCAUUUCGUUUUUUUUUUGCAUUGUUAACAAAUGUUUUCUUUCAUACGGUCGUCGUUUUAUUUGAGAAACCAGCUGUUUAACGCUAAUUUGUGCUUUGCCGCCGAUGUUAAAGAUUGCACCUUACUGUGUCAGCAGCAGCGGUAUCUUACAGAUUUUAACCCAUUCUGCCUGACUCGUAAGUCCAGGUGUCCAAGCUAAAGCAUGUCUUUGCUGGAGAUGUGAAAUUACAUGUUGUAAUAUACAGUGCUGUGUCAACUUUCUGUGCUCCCCUUGUGGUUAUGCACAAGUCGUGUGUAGUCGGUGCGACAUGAAAUGAAAUUACAUGAAAAAAAAUGGGUAAAAGAGAAAUACCACCCUUGAUUUUGACAGGGUGUAAUGUUUCAAAAUGCUCAGAUCUCCUAUUCAGGUUGUAGUCGUGUGCAGUGCAGUUUCAUGAAAUUUGUCCCUUGUGCUGACAAAAAUUGGUGAAACUAUUGGCUGCAUUAAAAUGAAGAAAACCUUAGUGUGGUUUUGAAUGUUAAAAGCUACAGGAUCCAGAUUUUCAUGUUGCAAAAAAUAUUUAAAAAGUAAAUAAAAUAGUUCGACCCGCACUAUAAGAACAUUUUAUUGCAUUUAUUAAUGAUUUUUUUUGCUAUAAAUAAAUAGAUGAAUAAUUAUUCAUGAUUUUUUUUGUCUUUACAACUUAAAGACAAGGGAUCUUUUGUCUUCAUGUUGUAAAUUCCAGGUCAUACAUGUGAUCUCAGUUUAUUUUGCUGGAAUGAAGAGAUGUUCUGAGGUUUAUUUAACAAAUUCAUGCAAAAAAAUGGAUUAAUUCUGCCUUGUGCAACACACCUGUAGAAGUCACAGAACUCCUUCUAUACCGAAACGUUUUGUCUUUGCAGUGCAGUUUUCAGAGGUACAGAAUAUUUCCAUCCUUUGGCUACAACCUGAUUAGAGGAUUUGAGCGAUUAAGUGUUUGUCAGAAAUGCAAUAAAGCUUCAACAAAGCAGCUAUAGUUAAUAUUGCAUUCCAUAUUUUACAUAAAGCUGCGUAUAGUUAAACUGAAACUAUCUUUGGAGCACAACAAAUGCAUAAACCCAGGGGGUGCGUGAUUGUUAGCAGCACUAAAAUUCAUCUCUUCAUGUUGAAUUUGCACUGAUAUGAAACAUGGGGAUUAAACUAGUUUAGUACAUUUUUGCAGCUGAAGUUGAUGUUUUUCAUGUACCUUAACUUUCCUAGAGUCAGGUUUCUGGAAAAAAAAACAUCUGUUUAAUAACCCCGCCCAGCUCACUCGUCAGGGAAGCUUUUAAUUUUCAUGCCUCUGAACAACAAGAUUAUCUGAAUGUUUCUCUGUGUUUAUCAUUUUCAUUGAUUAAAACUGGUUCCAGA
Messenger RNA from Acanthochromis polyacanthus (spiny chromis), 6919 nucleotides. RefSeq names its product methylphosphate capping enzyme a (gene mepcea). NCBI's taxonomy places the organism in Eukaryota, Metazoa, Chordata, Actinopteri, Pomacentridae. The record is from RefSeq and is a predicted model, not a curated record. Bases 589 to 2757 code for a protein of 722 amino acids. Gene Ontology annotation, biological process: snRNA modification. The transcript has 5 exons. Gene Ontology annotation, molecular function: O-methyltransferase activity; snRNA binding; RNA methyltransferase activity.